Molecule: messenger RNA, 1123 nt
Organism: Epinephelus lanceolatus (giant grouper)
Lineage: Eukaryota; Metazoa; Chordata; Actinopteri; Perciformes; Serranidae
Product: trypsinogen-like protein 3
Biological process (GO): proteolysis
Cellular component (GO): secretory granule
Molecular function (GO): serine-type endopeptidase activity
Source: RefSeq, a predicted model, not a curated record
UCGCACAUUAUCAGAGCUACAGAAGAAAAACUGCAGAGUUUCAACAUGAAUCUUCUCCUUCUGCUGGUUGCUUUGGGGCUCGCAGGAGCGUCUCCAGUAGUGGACCACAAGGUGUGUCAGCCUCACUCCAGGCCCUGGCAGGUCUAUCUGCAAGGUAAAGGGUGCAGUGGAGCACUCAUUGAUGAAUGGUGGAUAGUAACGUCCUUUGACUGUGCGCCCAAACCCUACGACACCAUAGCAGUUCUUGGGGAUCAUGACCUGACUGUGCAUGAGGGCACCGAGCAGCGCAUUUAUGUUGCUGAUGCAAUCGUUCACAGUCCCUACCGCUCACCCUUCCACAGCCUCACGCUGGUCCGUCUGGCGACACCCGCCAGCUUCAACAAGUACGUCCAGCCCAUCCCUCUGCCCAGCCGCUGCCCACUGACUGGGGAGACUUGCUAUGUCAGUGGCUGGGGAUCCACCAUCCCGAAUCAAUAUGAGCCCCAACAGCAACUGAAGUGUCUAACUGUGCCUGUUGUGGAUGACCAGACUUGCGUGAACACGUUCCCUGAGUACUUGUACUGGAGCCACGGCAUGGUCUGUGCUGGACGAGCAAACACAGAUAACUGCAUGCGGAAUAGAGGCAGCGUGAUGGUGUGCAAUGGCCAGCUGCAGGGUGUGCAGUGGUUUGCUCACGGCUGUAAAAACCCAGCCAACCCCACCGUCUACACCAAGAUGUGCAUAUACAAUAAGUGGAUCAAUGAUGUGAGGGACCGCUACAUACCAGAAACUCUGCCAACCACUCCAGAGAUGAGGACAUGAGGCAGCAGAGAGACAUUCAUUCACAGAUUUGAUGUAAACACUAUAAAACACUAUUAUAAACAUUACUCCUCAUUUUACUGGCAGGGGUCAGUGUUAUGAAUACUAUGUUUAAACUGGAAGGUUGGGGUUUAUUGCAUUUAAUGAUGGUACUCUAGUGAAGAUUAACUGACAUAAAUAUACAAAAGUAUCUAUGAACAUUAUGCAGCAGUCUCAAAUGCAAAUCCUAUGCUCAGCUACAAAAAAUCAAGCCAAAAAAUCUGUAUGCAAACUCAAAACUGUACAUAUAAACAACAACAAAAAAUAAAAUGUCAUGUGUUCGGAA